Molecule: messenger RNA, 1665 nt
Organism: Scedosporium apiospermum
Lineage: Eukaryota; Fungi; Ascomycota; Sordariomycetes; Microascales; Microascaceae
Product: Glycerol kinase 2
Exons: 3
Coding region: 1-1665 (554 amino acids)
Biological process (GO): triglyceride metabolic process; glycerol-3-phosphate biosynthetic process; glycerol metabolic process
Cellular component (GO): mitochondrion
Molecular function (GO): glycerol kinase activity
Source: RefSeq, a predicted model, not a curated record
AUGGCUAGCGAACGAGACCCUAAGAGGCAGCGUGUCGAGGAGCCCGGGGCCGAGUCACCUCCGGCCAAGGAGCGUCUGCCGGAUGGGAUCACGGCGACGGAAGAGGGCCAGAAGAACCGUUGGUUUGUCGGGAGUAUAGACCAGGGUACCACGUCGAGUCGUUUCUUGAUAUUCAAUGGUGAUGGGGAUCCAGUUGCGAGCCAUCAGAUUGAGUUUGAAAAUCUGUAUCCGGAAUCGGGUUGGCAUGAGCAUGAUCCUCUUGAGCUACUUAGAUCCGUAGAAAAGUGCAUUGAGGGCGCAGUCGCCAAUUUUACCAAAGCAGGCAACGAUAUAUCACGAAUACGGUCUGUAGGCAUUACGAACCAGCGCGAGACGACCAUUGUCUGGGAUACACAAACGGGCGAACCUCUUUACAACGCCGUCGUAUGGCCCGACACCCGCACGAAACACCUGGUCCGAGAGCUUCGCAACAAGGAGGGCGCUGACGAUCUCCUAAACCUGUGCGGUCUUCCCCUCUCGACCUAUCCAUCGAGCGUCAAGCUACUGUGGCUCAUUGAAAACGUCGAAGCUGUCAAGAAGGCUUACGAGGAGGGUCGCCUAGCGUUCGGCACCGUGGAUUCCUGGCUAAUCUACAGGCUCAAUGGCGGUGCGAAGCAGGAAAAUGGGGGAAUCCACGUCACCGACGCAACGAACGCCAGCCGAACCAUGUUCAUGAACCUCCGAACCCUCCAAUACGAUGACAAGCUCCUGUCAUUCUUCGGAAUCGACAAGUCGAAGAUUGCCCUCCCGAAAAUCGUACCGUCCUCCGACGCAGAGGUCUUCGGCAAGUUCGCGGCGGGACCGCUGAAGGGCCUCCCCAUCACGGGCUGUCUGGGCGACCAAUCAUCCGCGCUCGUGGGGCAGUGCGGUUUCCAGCCGGGACAGGCGAAGAAUACCUACGGAACCGGAUGCUUCCUUUUAUACAACGUCGGCACCGAACCCGUCAUCUCGAAAUCGGGCCUGCUGGCCACCGUCGCUUACGAUUUUGGCAAGGGCAGAAAGCCAGUGUACGCUCUCGAGGGUAGCAUCGCCGUUGCCGGGGCCGGCGUCAAGUUCCUUUCGCAAAACUUGGGCUUCGCUGAUAGCGCUGCCAAGGUCGCCGAGCUCGCUGAGACUGUUCCUGAUAAUGGCGGCGUGUUCUUCGUUACGGCCUUUAGUGGGCUCUUUGCGCCGUACUGGAUUGACGACGCAAAGGGAACGUUAUUCGGCAUAACCCAACACACCCAAAAAGGCCACAUAGCCCGCGCAACCCUCGAAGCAACCUGCUACCAAACCAAAGCCAUCCUUGACGCAAUGGCCCUCGACUCCCACCACGCCCUCGAAUCCCUCGCCGUCGACGGCGGCCUAUCUAACUCCGACCUCUGCAUGCAGACCCAGGCCGACGUCAGCGGCAUCCCCGUCGUCCGCCCCGCUAUGCGCGAGACCACCGCCCUCGGAGCCGCCAUCGCCGCCGGCUUAGCGACGGGCGUGUGGGGGGAACUGAGGGAUUUGGAUCAUGUUAAUCAGGUGGGGAGGAGGGUUUUUAUGCCGAAACUGGAGGAGAGGAGGAGGGAGAGGUUGUAUGCUAAGUGGCAGCAGGCUGUGGAUAUGAGUAGGGGUUGGGUGAAGGUUGAGGAUGAGUUGUAA